AUGGCACCAGGUUUUGACCUUGACAAGCUGCCGGGCAGUUUGCCUUCGCAACUAGUCCCAGAGGAUGUCGAUGUAGAAAUAGUCCAAAAGUCGGCUCAACAAACACUGGACAAUUUGGGCGCCAGUGGUCUGCAUAGUUCAGCAUUGUGGAGGGACUGGCUCGCGCUCACAGGUCAGAUUCGAACAUUCUACAGCUCUGAAAAGAUUGCGGAGUUGUGGAACGGGCAAGUCAAAUCCCAGCACGUCACGGAUAUUGAGACGAAGGCUGGUCGUAUCACUAAACCCGUUCCGACGAGUUCAUGGGUCGACAUCCCGUUCACUUUCACCACGAAGCAAGAAAGCGGACUGGUCGGCAACUGUACAGGUACCGCCUCGCUGACCCCAGAUGAAGACGGGAAAUGGAAAAUCUGGAUGCUCGUGACAGUUCUAGAGAAUUUUGCUGACCAGGGACACCCCGAUAUUCCUCGGGCGGUGGAUGGCGCGCUGGGCAACGGCAUCGUCAACGGCGUCAAUGACCGCCAGAAGAGAUCAGAGGGCGAAUAUCAUUUUGAUGUGGUAGUGAUCGGGGCAGGUCAAUGCGGCCUCGCCGUUGCCGGCAGGCUUGCCGCCCUUGGGGUUGACUAUGUGCUUCUAGAGAAGCGGCCUGCCGUGGGAAAGAAUUGGACUCAACGAUACGAGUCGGUGAGACAGCAUACCGUGCGCGAGUACAACAAUCUUCCCUUCGAGCGUACAUGGAAACCCAACGACCCAUUAUUGCUUCCUGGCAAGAUCGUCGCAGAAGGUUUUGAGAACUAUGUUAGAAAAUACAGCAUCAAUCUGUGGACGAGCGUGGACACCACAGGAGCAACCUGGGUUCCAGAGAGCAGACUCUGGACGCUGGAUGUCACGGUCAACGGAAACGAAAAGCGAAAGCUCGUCUGCCGCCACCUUGUCGUCGCCACCGGUGCAGGUGUAAGUGUCGACAACGACCCGAAGUAUCCCGGAACCGACCAGUACCAGGGCACGCUGUUGCAUUCAGGGGCGUACAAGCAUAGCCGGGAUUGGGCAACCAAGGACGGCAUUGUCAUUGGAUCAGGUACUACGGCGCAUGAUAUUGCUGAAGACAUGUAUCGAGCAGGUCUGCGGUCCGUCACCAUGAUCCAGCGCAACAAGACCGCGAUCUACCCAAUUGAGUGGAUUGUGAAGGGGCAACAGGGCCUCUACAAUAAUAACAUCCCAACUGCCGAUGCCGAUGCCUUGGUCGCCUGUCGCCCCAAUAAGAUUCUGCGUGACAUUCUGAAGGUAAUCCACGAGGCUGCCGCAAGCCAGGAGCAAGACCGUUUCGACGACCUCGAGCAGGCUGGGUUCCGGGUUGACCGAGAGACACCCUUGAUGGACAACAUCUUGUCGCGCUACGGAGGGUAUUAUAUUGACAUUGGCGCUUCGUCCCACAUUGUGAGAGGCGAGAUCAAGGUGAAAUCCGGUGUGCCCAUUACCACGUUCACUUCCAAGGGCCUCAAAUUCGAAGACGGAAGCGAGCUCCAGGGAGAUGUAGUGGUGGUUGCCACCGGGCAGGACCACGACUAUCGAAAUCAGGUCGCAGAGGUUGUUGGAAAGGACUUUGCGUCGAAAUUAAGUGAAUUCUGGGGACUUGAUGAAGAGGGGGAAGUUCGGAACGUCAUGAAGCCAGCAGCCCCGGGGUUCUGGAUGUUUGGGGGCACCGCAGCUCAAGCACGUUGGUGGUCUCGGUUCGUGGCUCUCUCCAUUCAAUCCGACGUGCUAGGGAAGCCGCUUGAGGGUGUAAAGAUAGCUGGGUAG
This is a messenger RNA of Cladophialophora psammophila CBS 110553, 1797 nucleotides long. RefSeq lists its product as uncharacterized. NCBI's taxonomy places the organism in Eukaryota, Fungi, Ascomycota, Eurotiomycetes, Chaetothyriales, Herpotrichiellaceae. The record is from RefSeq and is a predicted model, not a curated record. The transcript has 3 exons. Bases 1 to 1797 code for a protein of 598 amino acids. Gene Ontology annotation, molecular function: monooxygenase activity; flavin adenine dinucleotide binding.